This is a messenger RNA of Galendromus occidentalis (western predatory mite), 1078 nucleotides long. RefSeq names its product RNA polymerase I and III subunit C (gene Polr1C). The coding region runs from base 1 to 1044 and encodes 347 amino acids. Lineage: Eukaryota; Metazoa; Arthropoda; Arachnida; Mesostigmata; Phytoseiidae. The transcript has 2 exons. Gene Ontology annotation, molecular function: protein dimerization activity. Gene Ontology annotation, biological process: DNA-templated transcription. Gene Ontology annotation, cellular component: RNA polymerase III complex; RNA polymerase I complex. The record is from RefSeq and is a predicted model, not a curated record.
AUGGUGAAGAUGGAGCCUCGCGAGGCCGAAGUGACAAUCGGCUCUCACCAGCAGAGCAACAUCAGACUCAGCGAAGCGUAUGGAGAAGGGUCGCAAGCUUACAGCCUGGCGGACUUCAGAAGAAAACUCCGGAUGAGCGUUGUCAAAUGCACAGAUGAAGACUUGGAGUUCGACAUUAUAGGAGUCGACCCCGCCAUCGCGAAUGCCAUCCGACGGAUACUCAUAGCCGAAGUGCCGACGAUGGCCGCCGAUCGCAUCACCUUGAUAAAUAAUACUUCUUUCAUCCAUGACAAAGAUCUCACAAACAGAAUUGGACUCGUCCCCAUCAGAGUCGACUCCCGAUUGUUUGAGAACCGCAAUCCUGAGCAGCCGGCCUCCUCGCAGGAUACGGUUGUCUUCGAACUCCACAUUCGCUGUACAAAAAACCUUCAAGCUGCCCAGGAUAGCACUCUACCGAAAGAUAUAUAUAGCAAUAGCUCGGUGUACUCCGGACAUCUCACCUGGGUUCCCCUAGAAGGACAGGAAAUGUUAUUCGCGAAAAACCCUCCGAAGCCAAUCCAUGACGAUAUUCUCAUCGCAAAACUCCGACCAGGGCAAGAAAUCGACAUGAAGAUCGAGUAUCUGAAAGGAAUCGGGAAAACGCAUGCGAAGUUCUCCCCUGUCGCGACUGCUUCGUAUAGGCUGCUUCCAGUUAUUGAAAUACUGGAGGAUGUUUGCGGCGAAGCGGCGAGACGUCUCAAGAAUUCUUUCUCGAAAGGUGUCGUUGAAAUCGAAAAACGCAACGGGGUAGACGUGGCCAAAAUCGUCAACCCACGCAUGGACACGUGCAGUCGCAACGUACUGAUGCACGACGACUUGGCAGAGAAAGUCAGACUCGGGCGAAAGCUUGACCACUUCAUUUUCAGCGUUGAGAGCGUGGGAAUGCUUCCGUCUGACAUUCUCGUGAAAGAAAGUAUCAAAGUCAUGUUAGGUAAGUGUAAGUCCUUUCUCGAUCAGAUCGAAAGGGUUCGAGGCAAACGGAAAAACGCGAACGGUCAUCACUGAUUCGUCCCUGGAAUAAAUUCAUUCGUGCGUGGUA